AUCAAACCAACAGGCUGAAACCACACAAUCUUUAAUUUUCUCAACCAGCCUAAGUGCAAUUCUUCUUAUUGUUAAUCCCAAACACAACAAAUAUUCUAUCUACACAAAACAGUGAUCAUGUCCAAUUCCAGGAUAUCUUUGUUCACAAAUGUACAAAAACCAAACAUGAUUUUGUACAAUAAAAAUCCUAGUCCAGCAACUAUAUUCUUUUUCUCUGUGCCAGGAAAAGAUGUUACUACUAGAAAUUACUCUCUCAAGGUUUUACCAAAGAAUGUUUCUUCCUAUCCCAUAUCAGACAUAAAAAGGGCAGCCCAGUGCACUAAAUUUCCGCUGUGCGCGGGGUCUGGGGAAGGACCGGACUACAAGGGCCUAUCGUACACAGCCUUACCCUGCAAUUCUGCUAACAAGAAAAACAAAGUUUAUGACAAUGAAGAGGCAAAAUUAGUAGACAAAUGGGAAGAUAUUCAUGGUCGAAACGAUUGGGAAGGGAUGCUUGAUCCUAUCGAUCCUCUAUUACGAGCAGAGCUAAUACGCUAUGGUGAGAUGGCACAAGCAUGUUACGAUGCAUUCGAUUUAGAUCAAGAUUCUAAGUUUUGUGGUAGCUGUAAAAUUGAUCCUGGAUUAUUUUUCCAGAGUUUAGGAUGGUCAACAAAUCAUGGUUAUAAUGUAACCAGCUAUAUUUAUUCCAUGUACCAUAUUAAUGUACCAAGUUUCUUCAAAAUACCUCUUUGGCCUGAUGCAUGGAGUCACAAAGCAAAUUGGAUUGGCUAUAUUGCAGUAUCAAAUGAUGAAUAUUCGACACAAUUAGGGCGUCGUGACAUAACAAUUGCGUGGCGUGGCACAGUAACUGAUCUAGAAAAGAUAGCAGAUUUCAUGGAUUUUCAAAAACCAACUAGAUAUCACAAGAUUCCUAGUCGCGAUCCAACCAUAAAAGUUGAAGCAGGAUUCUUGGAAAUCUACACGAGCAAAGACGACGAAUGCAACUUCUGUAAGGUGUCAGCAAGGGAACAGGUUUUGGAUGAAGUGAAGCGACUGAUAGACAGAUACUCGAAUGAUGAAAUAACCAUAACAAUAACAGGACAUAGCUUGGGAAGUGCUUUAGCUACAAUAAAUGCUUAUGAUAUUGCAGAGAUUGGACUAGAUGUACGCGAAGAUGGUCGCGUUAUACCUAUAUGUGUGUUCUCAUUCUCAGGGCCAAGAGUUGGGAAUAUCAGAUUUAAGCAAAGGCUUGAGGGAUUAGGAGUGAAGGUGUUAAGAAUAGUAAAUAAACAUGACAAAGUUCCAGCAGUUCCUGGGAUUUUUCUAAAUGAGAAUGUUCCUACAUUUGUUCAAAAAGUUGGUGAAUUGUUCUUACCUUGGUGUUAUUUGCAUGUUGGAGAAGAGCUUGUUUUGGAUCACAAAACAUCCCCUUUCUUGAAAGAUAUAGAUAAUCUCACAUACUUCCACAAUUUGGAGGUUCAUCUGCAUUUACUCGACGGGUUUCAUGGGAAAGGAAGAAGGUUUUGGCUUGCGAGUAGUAGGGAUAAAACUUUGGUGAACAAAACAACAGACUUCUUGAAGGAUGAUUUGUUGGUUCCACCAAACUGGUGGGAAACAGAAUAUAGAAAGCUUAUUAAGCAGCACAAAGGACAGUGGAUGAUUGAUCCUCAACAAGUUUGUCUCAAGAAUGAUUCUCCCGAAGAAGAUGUACACCAUCACCGUGGACUGGACUAACAAAUUUAAAAUUCAUAAGAGUGGAUAAAACCCACUCUUCAAAAGUUCUGCUGGUUAUGUCAGUUAAAGUAUUUGUAGCUGGUCUUGUGUUCAUGAUACCUGUCUCUUAUUUCAGUUUCUAUUGGAACUUUUGAGACAAAAAUGAUAAAGAAUCAAAAAGUUUGUAGAAUAAACCAUGAUUUGCUUGAAUUUGAAUAUAGCUUGAAAGAAAUAUUUGAAUCAA
This is a messenger RNA of Nicotiana attenuata, 1936 nucleotides long. RefSeq names its product phospholipase A1-Igamma1, chloroplastic-like. The transcript is spliced from 2 exons. Gene Ontology annotation, molecular function: glycerophospholipase activity. Lineage: Eukaryota; Viridiplantae; Streptophyta; Magnoliopsida; Solanales; Solanaceae. Bases 118 to 1713 code for a protein of 531 amino acids. The record is from RefSeq and is a predicted model, not a curated record. Gene Ontology annotation, biological process: lipid metabolic process.